Molecule: messenger RNA, 2044 nt
Organism: Coturnix japonica (Japanese quail)
Lineage: Eukaryota; Metazoa; Chordata; Aves; Galliformes; Phasianidae
Source: RefSeq, a predicted model, not a curated record
UCCUUGCGGGGAACGGCCCCGCGUUCGUGUGCGGGUGGAUGGCGUUAAUGGCCAUCGGAGCGAGGCCGGCGCUGCUGGGGACGGAGCUGAGACCCGCAGCGUUACGGCACUGCGUGAAGGUGUGCGGGGCCAGGGCCGUGCUGGUGGAGCCACGGUGAGGGGGGAUAGUGGGGUCUCAGCUGUUCGGGGCUUUGGAGCCGAUCGUGGCGGAGCUGCGGGAAUCCGGCGUGUCGGUUUGGGUGAUACCGGGGGUGAUACCGGGGCCGGUACCGGGUCGGUACCCGAACGGAGCGGAACCUUUGAACGACGCUUCGGAACCGGAUCCGAAGGAGCUGAUGGAAGAUGGGGACGUUUGGAGACCGAGCGACAUGGGGGAGACGGCGCUGUACAUCUUCACCUCCGGGACCACCGGUCUCCCCAAGGCCGCCCGUGUCUCUCACCUGAAGGCGCUGUUGUGCUGCGGCUUCUACCAGCUGCUGGGCGCCCACCGGCGCGACGUGCUGUACGUGGCGCUGCCGCUGCAUCACACGGCGGGGGCGCUGCUGGGCAUCGCGGGAUGCGUCGGAAUCGGCCGUGGGGAGGAGCAGCUUCACAUCUAUAAGCUUUUCUCGCCCUUUGAGAUCGUGAGGUUCGACGUGGCUCAGGGGGCCCCGGUGCGGGAUGAGAAGGGGAGGUGUAUCCGAGUGAGGCCGGGGGAGCCGGGGCUGCUGGUGGCUCCGGUGACGCCGCGGACGCCGUUCCUGGGCUACGUGGGCAGCCGGGCGCAGUCGGAGCAGAAGCUGCUCAGGGACGUUUUUGUGGAGGGCGACACGUUUUUUAGCACCGGGGACUUGAUGGAGGAGGACGAACUCGGCUUCGUGCGAUUCUGCGACCGCACCGGGGACACCUUCAGGUGGAAAGGAGAGAACGUUUCCACCACGGAGGUUGCGGAGGCGCUGCUGACCCACGCGGCCCUACAGGAGGCAGCUGUGUACGGCGUCACCGUGCCAGGCCAUGAGGGUCGUGCGGGGAUGGCUGCGGUGGUGCUGCGUCCUGGGUGGGAGCUGGAUGGGGCUGAGCUGUUCCAACACGUGGCUGCGGUGCUGCCGCCCUACGCGUGGCCAAGGUUCAUCCGGCUGCAGGAGCGGCUGGAGGUGACCCCCACCUUCAAGCAGCUCAAGUCGUUGCUGGCUCAGGACGGUUUCGACCCGACCCGUGUCCCGGUUCCGCUGCUGUUGUUGGACGUCGCCGCGGCCGCCUACGUCCCCAUGGGCCGCGAGCAGUGGGACGGCGUCGUAACAGGCCGCAUCCGCAUCUAGGGCCGCCCCACAACCGGCCCCAUGGACCCCAGCAAAUCUAUGGGCCCAUCCAUCCCAAUAUCCCCCAGCCACCCCAGUGUCCCUAUAUCCAUCCCAAUAUCCACCAGCCACCUCUAUGUCCCUAUAUCCAUCCCAAUAUCCCCCAUCCAUCCCAAUAUCCCCCAUCCACCCCAGUGUCCCCCCAUUGACCCCGAUGUCCUCCAUCCACCCCAAUGGCCCCAUAUCCAUCCCAGUGUCCCCCCAUCCACCUCUAUGUCCCUACAUCCAUCCCAAUGUCCCCCCAUCACCCCCAAUGUCCCCUCAUUCACCCUAAUGCCCCCAUAUCCGUCCCAAUGGCCCCAUAUCCAUCCCAAUAUCCCCCAUCCAUGUCUAAGUUCCCCAUCCACCCCAAUGCCCCACAUCCAUCUCAAUGCCUCCAUAUCCGUCCUAACAUCCCCAUAUCCAUCCCAGUGGCCCCACUCCCACCCCAAUGACCCUAUUCCCAUCCCCAUGUCUGUCCCAGUGAUGUCCCCCCAUCCACCCCAAUGUCCCCCAUCCAUCCCAAUGGCCCCAUAUCCGUCCCAGCGGCUCCAUUAGGAUCUCUGCCCCCCCCUCAAUCCAUCUCCAUGUCCCCAUAUCCGUCCUGAUGUCUCACAUCCCAAUGAUGGUCCCAAACCCAUCCCAAUACCCCCAUAUCCACCCCAAUCUCUCCAUAUCCACCCCAAUAUCCCCAUAUCCACCCCAAUACCCCCAUAUCCACCCCAAUA